Messenger RNA from Rubroshorea leprosula, 2049 nucleotides. Lineage: Eukaryota; Viridiplantae; Streptophyta; Magnoliopsida; Malvales; Dipterocarpaceae. The record is from the annotation of a GenBank genome assembly.
ACCGCCAUCAUCUCCGAAAAAAUUCUGAUUAAAACCUAAAAACUCAAAAUAGUGUUUCUCGUAAAAACAAGGAAAAAGUCUACAACUACAGAGCUCGGAAAAAGAGUGCCAAUCGCAAUUCACCAGCGCCGUCAUGCUGCCGGUUUACUGAUUCUAAUUAUUCUUCCGAUUCCUUCUGUUUUUCUUCUGAUUUCUCUAUUCCUUUCAUGGCGGAUCUGUACGGAACAGCUCCGCCGUCUAACGCUGAACCGGAGGAAAUCUCCACAUUCCUUAACCGGUUCCUCCAGAAUUCUGCUUCGUCAUCUUCGUAUAUGCAUUUGAGGAACAGGUACAUUCAGCCGCCAUCGUCUGCCGCGCUGGAUUCUUUACAGGCUUCGAUUGAUUGUGGCUCUGUAGUGGUAGUUCCGGGUGAGAAUCGGUACCGGUUGGGCGGAUCGGCGAGUGGACUUGAGAUGGAGGCCAGACUGAGGGACGGAGGAUCCGGUUUAAACUUCUCUGAUCCUGAAUCGUAUUUUAGAGCUAACGAUAGCGCUGAGAAUGCGUUCUGCUCUCUUGGAGACUUAAGUUGCGAAGGCGAGAAGGCUCCAGAGCGGUCGGUGUUACCGUCAAAUGCAGAGCGGCCACGGUCUUCCUCGAAAAGGAGUAGAGCGGCUGAGGUCCAUAAUUUGUCAGAGAAGAGGAGGAGGAGCAGGAUUAAUGAGAAAAUGAAGGCCUUACAGAAACUAAUUCCAAACUCUAACAAGACGGAUAAGGCUUCGAUGCUGGAUGAGGCCAUUGAGUAUUUGAAGCAGCUUCAACUUCAAGUUCAGAUGUUAUCUAUGAGAAACGGUCUGAGCUUGUAUCCAAUGUGCUUACCAGGAGUACUUCAGCCAACACAACUGCUUCCAACAGGUUUGGUCUAUGAACAGGGAAAUGCAGUCUUCAGUCAUAAUGCAGGAACAAUAGGCACAUUCUCUUCAAGCACAAGUGCUCCUUUUAAUGUUUCCAACCAAGCCACCAUCUCAAAUCAGCCAAUUGUUGCGCCUCCAAAUGCAAAUACAGCUAAUGUGGAAUUUUCAUUUGACUUUGAAGCAUCAGCCCGUGCUCACUAUGGGUCCUUCAGCCACUCUACAUCCUCCAAGGAAAUCUGUAAGGAAGGCACGUCACAACUUCAAUUAGAAAUGAAUCAUAUCGGGAACCACUCUUCAUCAGGCGUGUCAUAGUUAGCCAAUUGUUCUCCAGAAACAGGAUGUAUAAAACCAACCAUGACCACUGUAUGCAACAGCCCCUUUUGUUCACAUACCAUUGUUACUACCGUACAUCAUAUUGAAACUGAUGAUCUUUCACACUUGUUCUGGUAAUUUUCUUUGAGCUAUGAUAUGUUGACUCAUUAUGGGAUUCAACCUUUUGAUGUUCCUUGAUUUAUAGAGAAACCUCUUUUUCAGUUCCAAGUUUAGGUUCACCCAACCCCUCCCUCACUGAUAUCUAUCAGUCAUUGAUAUGUGUUACCAUAUGUUGAAAUCAAUGAUUUAUUUCUUGUGUAAAUUACACGUAAGCAUUUUGCUUGCAGCCAAUUGGUUCAGACAACAUCACAUCAAACAUACCAUAAGAAAUUACUAUGAUCUGAGAUUUUAUUGUAGGGUGUGAUACGCAGUAAAUUACUCUUAUUGAGUAUGCAGUGUGAGAUUGACAGGAUGGUUUUUAUUCUUUGCAUGGUAACUCAUAAGUUGUCUACUUUUUUGAGUAGCCAACAAAAUUAAAAAUGAAUUUAAAGAACAGAUAUUCAAUUUUCCUCUCUGUUUUUUUGGUUACAGUAAUGGAAGAUGAAUCACUGGAUCAGCAUUUCUUUGCGGGCUUGCACUAGCCUGAGCUGGAAUUUUAGGUGGGUCCUGGAAUGAAUUUGGGGUAUUCUGGAAUAAAGGCACUUUUUUACUAAAGGUUGUUAGUUUUAAUUGGCAAUGAUUAUAAAAGCUGAAAUAGGAACAAAAUCUUCAGCUUUACCCGUUUUUGUAUAAGAGAAUCUUCAAAAAGCUUGAUGAGUUACAAAUGUGUGGCAGUCAUUCUUCAGGA